AUGAAGAUCACAGUCAAGCCAUUCUACAAUUUCCCCAGGAUGGAGCUCAUUGCGCUUUUGAUGCCGUGUUUGAUACCCAUCGGUCUCUUAGUCUUCUCAAUUCUUGGUUUCCACUUCACACUACAUGCCUCAAGCCAAAAGAAACGAUCGAUCCUCUUCCCUUUCACUGUGUACUUCGAAGUGCUUUCCUUCGCUACGGCUCACAACUUCUCUGGCAUCCACCCUGACUUAGUUGGCCUGUGGGGUCUGUGUCUCACAUUCAACCUGCUGCACAUUAGCUCGCUUCUCUUCAUUGAAAGAGUGCCUGCGCCAAAUAGUGGAGUAUUAAAAGGGUCGGGAUCGCGCUGGUUCUCGUCAAUUUGCACGUCCUACCACUUCUGGAGCAACCCUCGGCUGCUGCCCCGUUCAGAAAUCCAAGAAAACUCCAAAUCGCGCCGCCAACCGCUUUCAGUCUUCAUUUUUCUUCGCUUUGCCAAAUUAAUUUUUUACUUCCUUCUCCACUCGAAAAUAGUCCCACUGGUCUCCAAACAGCUCAUCGGUGUUAUCUACAUGUCCGAUGUCACGUCCCGUAAAUCUUCCCUACUGAGGCUGGUCCGCCCAUCCAGGCUUACCAGCCGCGAGGUUGUCUUGCGCGCGUACAUGGCCGUCUCCUGGAUAUGGGAGAGCUUUUUAGUCCUCGACGGUGCCAAUGCAGCACUCGGUUUGAUUGCAGUCACCACCGGCGCGGACAGUCCAGAUGACUGGCCCCCACUCUUCGGCAAGCUGUCCCACAUUUCAAGAGGUCUGCGCUCCUUCUGGGGCCGCUUCUGGCACCCAUUGGCGGUACGACCGUACCGAAACUACGGCCGCCUCAUCGCUGAUGGCAUAUUAUCUCCACUCUUUAGGCGUGGGGACCGGACCAGAGAUUCCAUUCUGACUGCCAGGAUGCACGGGAUGAUCACCGCGCUUAUCGUGUUCUUCUUGUCUGGACUCUCGCACAUGGCAGUGAGUUGGAACCUGGGAAUGCACGACUGGCUCGAUGUCUGGUGGUUCCAGUUGAACUUCGCUGCCUGCGCCACUGAGACUGCUGUCCUUGCAAUCCUCCGGGGACUGGCAUGGAGGGCUGGGCUGGUGCGUGAGCUGCAGGAGAUUGAGAAUAGCUGGCUUGGCAGCUUGGUUGGAUUGUCAUGGGUGAGCAUGUUUUUCUUUUGGAGCGUUCCGUUGUGGAGGUAUGAGAGGAUUUACAACUCAAUAGAAGCAGCUGAGCAGGAGAUGUGGUAG
Molecule: messenger RNA, 1260 nt
Organism: Diaporthe amygdali
Lineage: Eukaryota; Fungi; Ascomycota; Sordariomycetes; Diaporthales; Diaporthaceae
Exons: 1
Coding region: 1-1260 (419 amino acids)
Source: RefSeq, a predicted model, not a curated record